GCCACUUUCUACAGCGAUCUCCCCGACGUCACGCUUUUCCUCACGCAGCAACUGCGCACCUCUUCACACCGUGCCUCCCCCACGAGAAGACGCGUCGUUGACAGCUCAAUUGCUUCACGGCCUCCCUCCCGCUCGGUCACCACCGCCCCUACACGACACAUCAACGUCGGCCGCUUGAUAUUCUGAGGACAAACAGCUGCCAUGGCGUCCAGCGUCGACGCCAAGCUUCUUCGAGCUACAAAGUUCCCUCCAGAGUUCAAUCAGAAGGUCGACUUUCAGAAGGUUAACCUCCAGGUCAUGAAGAAAUGGAUCGCCAGCAGGAUCUCGGAGAUCUUGGGAGCCGAAGACGAUGUCGUCACUGAGCUCUGCUUCAAUCUCAUCGAGGCCGGCCGAUAUCCAGACAUCAAGGCAAUGCAGAUUCAACUUACCGGCUUUCUCGACAAAGACACUGCACCGUUUUGCUUGGAGCUGUGGAAGCUGUGCCUCAGUGCCCAGUCGAGUCCUCAGGGAGUGCCAAAGGAACUGCUGGAGGCCAAGAAGCAAGAGCUGAUUCAAGAAAAGCUGGAUGCCGACAAAGCCGCUGAAGAAUCACGAGCCCGACGGGAGUUUCAAGACCGACGCGAUCGCGAGCUCUCAGAUGUUCGCGACCGCGAACGACGCGACCGUGGCUUUCGAGGUGGCCGUGGCGACAACUGGCGAGGACGAAGAGGUGGGGACAGGUUUGAUGACCGCCGAGGAGGGGGUUUUGGUAGAGGUCGCGACCGGUCCAGAUCUCCCCCGAGUCGAGCCAGGGACGCCUAUCGUGGAGAUCGUGAUCGGUACAUUCCAAGUGGGCGCCGGGGCGGUCGUCCAGGUGGUGGGCGGGGACGAUCGCCCUCACGAUCAGUAUCGUCUCACUCGAGAAGCUCAGUAUCGCGGUCGCGCUCACGAUCGUAUUCCCGCUCGCCUUCACGGUCAAGGUCACGGUCAGGCAGCCGCUCUGACGCAAGGCGGCGCCGGACUCGGUCCCCUCCACCGCGGAAGCGGUACAGAUCAGGCGACCGCGGUAGAGGCCAGAGAUCGCGCCGAAGAAAUACAUCAUCCUCUGCCAGCAGAUCAGUCUCCAGAAGCAGCAGGUCGCCCUCCCCUGCAAACAAAAGACGCAGGGUCUCUCCAAGCAGAUCGAGAACGCCUCCACGAAGGCGCCACAGGCGACCAUCCAGCCGUUCACGCUCACGGUCGCGUUCCAGGUCAGCGUCUCGCGCUUCAGCUCGGGAUACAAAAUUGCAGCAGGACCGCGCAGCUAGAGAGUUGAUAAGCCGCAGCCCGUCCCGCGACCGCAGCGGUAGGCUACGGCGUCCUACCUCUCGCAGUCGGAGCGUUUCCAGAACCGGCGAUGGCCAUAGUCGCUGAAGGAGACAGAAGACCAAUGGUAGCCAGCGUCGUACUUUGUCGUGCCCCUGCCAGACAAAGACACAUCGAGUCAUUUGGCAUGCAGAGAGCACAUUCCCUUCCCUCUUGGUAAACAUGAUGCUCUGAC
Molecule: messenger RNA, 1519 nt
Organism: Microdochium trichocladiopsis
Lineage: Eukaryota; Fungi; Ascomycota; Sordariomycetes; Xylariales; Microdochiaceae
Exons: 4
Coding region: 202-1392 (396 amino acids)
Biological process (GO): regulation of mRNA splicing, via spliceosome; mRNA processing
Cellular component (GO): spliceosomal complex
Molecular function (GO): RNA binding
Source: RefSeq, a predicted model, not a curated record